UCUCCAUGAUACUCUGGAUCAUGAUAAAAAUGUCCUGAGCUAUAGAUGCUGAUGCAUGUUCACUUGCUCUUCAGAAACUCACUUCGAUUGCGGUCCGUCUCCUUUGUCGUCGACUCGGCGUCCUCCCCCAACUCAUCAUCCCAGCGAAACGAGCUAAUUGCUUCCUCUCGGCCUUAUCCUAUCCGUCUACAGUAAAGUGUGAGGGGAAAAGGCGAGUGUGAGGGGAAACGGCGACAGAGAGGCGGAGCAGCUCUUCUGGCGCGAUUCCGCCGGCCUGCUUCGUCUCCGGCGGCCCGGAAGGCGCCGGAGAGGGAGGAGGCCGCGGAAUCGGCGCCGGACGUGUAUAGGGUAGCUUCUUUGUAUCUACGCCUAGGUUGUGCUCGCCGUCUUUUGAUGGCGGAGCUAGGGUUGCCGGAGUCGACGACGGCGUCGGCUCGCCGGCGAAUAAGGUUCCCCACCAUCGAUGUGGUGAGGCUUUUGUUCCCUCCUUUCCCCGUUGAUGGCGACGGCGACGGCGUCGACGGGCGGAGGGGAAGGUUAGUGUUCUUCCUCUGUGCGAUGGGGAAGGGACUUUUGUGCUCCCCUUGGGGCUUCUUCUUCCGCGUCGGUGCGUUCGUCACUGGCGGCGGAUUUGUGGUCUUCCUCUGUGCGAUGGGGAACGAUCUCCUGUGCUCCCUCGUGGGCUCUUUAUUCCGGGUCGGCGUCUUCGGGGCCGGCGGCGGAUUUCUUGCUGGGCUUCUGCUCCUCCGUGGAGCGAGCGCCAGCUUCAUCUUCGGCUGGCCGUGGGGUCUGCUGGAGGUGCCCAAGCUGCUGUUCAUCUCCUUCCGUGCGCUGGAUCUGGGUUCUGGUCCUCACAGGAAGUGGAGAGAAGGGGUGAUAUUGGGAAGCUUGAAGGCCGUUGGUGUCAGCUUCUUCGUCGGGAUUUGUGGUGACGAUGGUGGUGGUGAGCUCUGGAGCCCAGGGAUGGAGCUCGACGAGAUGAACAGGCUGCCUCAUUUGAGGAAGAAGAAGGGCUUUGUUCUAAUUUUAUAUUCUGUAGGGGUCUUUCUGCAAAAGGGAUGCACUUGUACUGGGAUUUGUUCCUUUCAAUGAGAUGUUUCCCUUAUCGCAAAAAAAAAAAAAGAAACUCACUUCGAUUGGGACAGUAGAUAUGUGUAUUGCAUUUGAUUCAUUUUUUUACUAAUGGUAAUGGCUGAAUAAUUAGAUCACCUUAAGGAUAAUUUCAUUGUUGGAUGCAUUCCUGCUACUUUGUUUCUUUUUUCGUUUCAUAUUAGACUGUCAAUUGCUUUGGUUUUUACAGGCCCCUCUUGUGGAUUGAUUGUUGAGAUUGAUCCUCAUACCCUCUGAUUUCACCUGGUUCUUUAGCAUGUUUAUUACUUUUACUCAUUGAAAUAGUUAUUGUCCAAUAGAGGAUCUUUAUCAUGUGGAGAAAAUAUUCUUCAUGUUCCUAAAAUGUUGCAGAUUCCAGUACAUCGUUUUCUGGGAGACAACAGGUUCAGCUUAAAACUAGCUUGCAUCCAGGCUGGAGUUGGUGGGCUUUAAAGGUAUGCCUGGCGGUGUACCUGUCUUAUGUAUUUUUCUUGAGGAUGCAUUCUGGGUGUUCAUACUAUUAUGCCUGUCAAGACAAGUUAUGCAAAGAGUUCACUGGGAAGGCAGCUAAACUUCAAUGUGCUAGUCUCCUGCGAUCAGCUCAAAACUGUCCGCAUUCUCACAUCCAUCGUUCGGCAGAGACUCUUCACCAGCACACCUCAUCAAAGCAUGGAUUCGCUCGGCGCACAACUCAUGAUUCUCAUGCUCACUCUUUGGCAAUCGAUCAGCUUGUACAGGGCACCGUGUGGUCCCUGAAUUAAUGUAAUAUGAAAUUGGUAUUAACGCCAGAUUCAUAAAACCUAUGUACUUCACACCAGGUUAUCAGGAACUUUGAUUGUUCCCCAGGCUUUGCAAAA
Molecule: messenger RNA, 1946 nt
Organism: Panicum virgatum (switchgrass)
Lineage: Eukaryota; Viridiplantae; Streptophyta; Magnoliopsida; Poales; Poaceae
Exons: 2
Coding region: 394-1092 (232 amino acids)
Source: RefSeq, a predicted model, not a curated record